Molecule: messenger RNA, 1644 nt
Organism: Neoarthrinium moseri
Lineage: Eukaryota; Fungi; Ascomycota; Sordariomycetes; Amphisphaeriales; Apiosporaceae
Exons: 4
Coding region: 1-1644 (547 amino acids)
Source: RefSeq, a predicted model, not a curated record
AUGUUCUCAGCAUUGCCAGCCACAAACAUUGACGCAGCAGAAGCUGUUCCCUCAACCAUUGGUCCUAAAGCAUUGGACUGUGUGGAGUUACCGUCCACUACUUCCCGUAGUGAGGACACUUCGAGCCUCUUAUACCAGCUUAUGGUACUCGAGAAAGCGCUGAACAACUUCUAUAACACUACCCAACAUGGCUCUGUCCACAAGACGAAUAUCCAGGGCGAAUCCCUCAUUUCAGACCAACAAUGGUUUUCAUUUUUCAUGAACAAACUGGCGCAGGCCUGUGACAGCGAGCGUGGCGGUAAAACGGUUUCUGCCAUUACAGUCCUCCAAGGGCUGGAUGGCCCCGUGUUUCUCUUGGCAUCUAAUCAGAGAGACGAUGAUGAGCUUGACAAAGCCAAGAGCUUUGUGGAGAAACUACUCAGAUUGGUUGGGGACAACCCUGAUCGUCUGAAAAAGAAACCACGGGUCAAGCAAGUGCUAAACCAGAUCUUGGAAUUCGGCAUCAAACGCGUCGAUCUCUAUCUGAAGUAUCUCGAAAUUCAUCUUGAUGAGUGCAUCGCAUGCUGCAGUAUGAAUGCAGACGCGGAGAUCAAGGAUGAGCUGGAGAAACUGAAAGUCGUGACUGUCUUCCCACGAGACAUAGUUUCCACCACCAAUGCCAGGCUCAAGUUUUUUUCAGAUUGCAGCACCCUAAUAAAUGCUAUUCUUGCCAUGAAGAAUACCACCUUCGAGAAAUACAUCACGAAGAGAGCUAUUGGCGACAACGUUUCUAACCCUGAGCCCUGGCGUGAACUUCGACAUUACUGCGGAAGGCUAUUUUCCUACCGGCAAGCAGCUGAGACUCUUCUCGCAGCCCAAGAGAGGUGGCCCCCGCUCUUCAAGAGUUUUACAGUGUUUCCGAUCUCUUCAGGCACACGCAUGCCUAAGCCCAUACGGACCAUACCGUCACACCCCAUCACUGCAGCCCAAAUCAUCAAGAACAUGGGACUCGAUACUGAGCAAAUGGAAUUUUACCUACUACAAAUACAGCCCUUAGAACGGAUGGGUCUUGACAAAGGUCUCCAGAGUAUUGUUGCUAACCCACGUUUCCGACCCAUUAUUCACGCAGAAGUGCUCAUUCAUGAUUGUCUUCAAAGACUUCCAGUCGACCCUGAGCACUUAUACUGGAACAAUUGGAAGUACAUCGGAAGCAGCAAGCCAACCUGCCGGCUUUGCUCCUAUUACUUUGAAGGCCGCGACGUGACAGUGAGAGAAUCUCACAAUAAUCUCUACCCUUCUUGGCGGCUACCUGACCUUCCAGAGCACGCGAAUGAAACGGCCGUGGACAUGCACCUCAGCUUACUGGCACGGCUUAAAGAUCACAUGCGUAACGAUAUCGAGCGCUUGAUACACGAGAAGAAGAGGGCGGGCAAGCGGCAUGACUCCUUGACCUAUUCUGGUGCCAUAGAGGAUGUUGACGACCUCACUUCAGUCACAUGCAGUGUUUCAGGAACGCCGUCGACUUUGAUCAGCGAACUUGAGAAUUGUCAGGUCGGCACGACGUGUGGGACUCCAUCACAGUCCAACAAUGACGACUGGGUCAUUGCAGGAGAAAAGUCCGAUAUCAGUGGCGAGGAUGAGAAUGAUAGCUCCGACGGUGCAUGA